CUCAUCAUCACUCUCUUCUCUUCUCAAGUGUUCCAUAAACUAGUUCAUACAUUCCAGCCAUGGCUUCCGCCUUGACCCUCAAGCUUGCUUGUGUCGUGCUUCUCUCCAUGGUGGUGAGCGCACCCGUAGCUCAGGCCCUAACCUGCAAUGAGGUCAUAAGCGGGCUCACUCCAUGCAUCGGCUACCUGACAGGCAGCGGAGCUCUAUCCUCAGGCUGCUGCUCCGGCGUCCAAUCUCUGAAUUCCGCUGCCAAGACCACAGCUGACCGCCAAGCCGCAUGCAACUGCUUGAAGAACACCGCCAAAUCCAUGACUGGUAUCAACUACGGCCUUGCAGCUGGGCUCCCCGGCAAGUGUGGUGUCAACAUUCCUUAUGCCAUCAGCCCCAGCACUGACUGCUCAAAGGUCAAGUGAGAAAUUGGAGGAGAAACUACGAUAUUCAGUUGAAGGAGAAAUAAUAAAAAAAAGUCCAUGUGGAUGGGUCUCCCUUAGGAGCCAUCUUAAUUUACUUUGAUGUAGUAUUUUGUUAUGUAUGUAUUAAGGUCGCUCACGUAGAGCGACUGUUAUCUCUAGUUAUUAAUACAUGACCUUAUUCUACAUAU
This is a messenger RNA of Rubroshorea leprosula, 601 nucleotides long. Lineage: Eukaryota; Viridiplantae; Streptophyta; Magnoliopsida; Malvales; Dipterocarpaceae. The record is from the annotation of a GenBank genome assembly.